Aspergillus glaucus CBS 516.65 is the source of this 1022-nucleotide messenger RNA. RefSeq lists its product as uncharacterized. The coding region runs from base 42 to 971 and encodes 309 amino acids. The transcript has a single exon. Lineage: Eukaryota; Fungi; Ascomycota; Eurotiomycetes; Eurotiales; Aspergillaceae. Gene Ontology annotation, molecular function: protein binding. The record is from RefSeq and is a predicted model, not a curated record.
AUUUCUACUUACGGAGUACUAACCCUCCAUAUCUACAUAGGAUGCCGCUUCAAAACCUCCCGGUUGAGAUCAUUUGCAAAAUCCUUCACGUCGUAGGAAGCUAUGAACUCAGAAAACAAAAGACUGUCUGCAAGUGGUGGUAUACACUUGCAGAACCUAUUCUACUGGAGACUGUUAUCCUCACUGCCACUCGGCUUACACAAAUGACUGAGCAAAGGCAUGCAAAACUCAGGGUCUGGGUAAAGUCGCUCAUAGUUGAUAUGUGUCGCUUCGAACACUGGCCUGGUGAGAAGGGCAAUGGGGCAUUAGAUGAUAUUCUGAUGCUUCAAUACUGUCGCCUUUCAUCCUUCAGUUUCCGAGCACAUAUUGAACAUGCAGGAGUGCCUCUAGCCCCUCGCAUUAAUUACCUCUCGAAGUGGUCUCCGGCUAGAUUUUUAGAUGCUCCUUGGCUUUCCAAGCUCUCAGGGCUGGAGAUCGACACCUGCGGCUCUGAAUUCAAGAACGGAAUACAUGUCUGUCCUAAGCUGGCGCUCAAGAUUCCCCGUCUGCAAUAUGUACGGCUGCGAAUGCUCAGAGUCUGUCCUGAGAUCUUUGACCUGCAGUACCAAGAUAGUGCCCGGCCCUCAAAAAUCAAAAGUAUCAUCAUCAAAGUCAGCUUCAAGGAAAUGGACCGAUUCACUGCAGGAUUUAGCACCCAUUGCACCGAGUCAAAGGGGGGAAGGGUACUAUACAAUGACAUGGUCAGGACAGCUACCGAGAUGGCUAAGCAAACACAGAGCCUUAAAGUGCUGAAUAUCUUGAUCCACAAUUUCCCUAAAGAGAUGGUGGUUAAGGAUUGCAUCGCUGGGACCAAGAUGCUUAUUUCUGACGAACGCGAUUGGGACUGGUCCGAUAAGGGUUGGGAGUGUCCAGACAACGAGGUUCUAGCCAGGGAUUUGAGUGAUAGUGAUAUAGAAGGGCAUGCUCUUUGAUCUUCGAGCUACCAAGAGACAGAGUGCGUAUUGGAUGUCUGAAUAGUGAAC